CACUCUGUCCCCCUGGUUCUCAUUGUCAUACAAACACGGCUCUCUCAAGCCUCUACUCAUGGGCUCGUUAAUGGUCAGAGCUGGGAAGAACACUUGUCCUGGAGACACUGGGAGAUCUAGACUUGCAUUUCCCCUUUAAGGCACCAGAUGAAUCCCAGCUAGGGCUAAAUGGAAGAAUAACUACACAGACUACAGACGUGAAGCGAUCUUAACAGUAUGAUGAAAAAGCCUUACGAGCCAGAGGACAAGUUCAGGCUGGAGAUGGCCACAGCCCAGCCUGCACCCCCCACCCUGGCCCGAGGCGAGUGGUCCAACAAAAUUGAGUUCCUUCUGGCUGUUGCAGGACAAAUCAUAGGCUUAGGAAAUGUAUGGAGGUUCCCUUACCUGUGCUACAAAAACGGAGGAGGCGUGUUCUUCAUCCCCUACAUCCUCUUCCUCUUCACCUGCGGCAUCCCCCUGUUUCUCUUGGAGACGUCUCUCGGCCAGUACACCAAACAGGGAAGCAUUACAUGCUGGAGGAAAAUCUGUCCGCUUUUUGAAGGUAUGGGCAUUGGCCAUCAGGUGGUUGUUUUAUACUCCAGCAUCUAUUACAUCAUCAUAUUGGCCUGGGCUUUCUUCUAUCUCUUCUCCUCUUUCAACUCUGAGCUUCCCUGGGCCAGUUGCAGAAACAGCUGGAACACAGAGACCUGUGUGGAGUUUGAUCGAAAGGAUGAUUAUUUGAACUGGACUGUAGCUGUGAAUGCUACAUCACCAGUGAAAGAGUUUUGGGAGAAGAGAGUUUUGAAUAUCACAGGAAGUGUCCAUGAGUUAGGCAGCAUACGAUGGGAGCUGGCUCUGUGUCUUCUGUUGUCCUGGAUCAUCUGCUACUUUUGUGUCUGGAAAGGGGUAAAGUCAACUGGGAAGGUAGUGUAUUUUACUGCCACAUUUCCAUACCUGAUGCUGGUGGUACUGCUUGUGCGUGGACUUACGUUGCCAGGGGCCAUAAAUGGGAUCAAGUUCUACCUCUACCCAGAUCCAUCCCGCCUCAGCGAUCCACAGGUGUGGAUGGAUGCUGGCACACAAAUAUUUUAUUCCUAUGCUAUUUGCAUUGGGUGUCUUACUGCGCUUGGCAGUUAUAACAAGUAUGACAACAAUUGUUACAAGGACUGUGUGUACUUGUGCCUUCUAAACAGUGGGACCAGUUUUGUAGCUGGUUUUGCCAUCUUCUCUGCACUUGGAUUCAUGGCAUAUGAGCAGAACACAGACAUAUCAAAAGUGGCAGAGUCAGGUCCUGGCUUGGCGUUCAUUGCCUAUCCUCGAGCGGUCGCCAUGAUGCCUUUUCCUCAGCUCUGGGCGGUUUUAUUUUUUGUAAUGAUCAUCCUACUGGGACUGGACAGUGAGUUUGUUGGACUGGAAGCCAUCGUUACAGCGAUUUCUGACACAAACCCUUCCUUCUUCCACGUUGGCCAUCGACGUAAACUUCUUCUCCUUGCCAUCAGUGUUUUUAGCUUCUUCGUCGGCCUAGUGAUGAUCACAGAAGGUGGGCUGUACAUCUUCCAGCUGUUUGAUUACUAUGCCUGCAGUGGGAUGACUCUCCUUCUCUUUGCCAGUCUGCAGUCUAUCUGUAUCGGAUGGAUAUACGGUGCAGACCGGUUUUACGAAAACAUAGAGGACAUGAUCGGCUACAAACCAACAUCCCUGAUAAAGUAUUGUUUGAAGUAUGUCACUCCAGUAAUAUGCAUGGGAACGUUUGUUUUCUCCUUGAUCAAAUACACUCCUCUGAAGUUCAACAACACUAUUGAGUAUCCUUGGUGGGGAUAUGCUCUCGGCUGGUGGUUUACUCUCUCCUCUACACUCAUGGUUCCUCUAAUUAUGUUGUACAGGGUGUGCACUACUCCUGGUACACUGCGACAGAGGUUCUCUUUUUUAUGUACUCCAACUGAAGACCUGAAAUUGAACAGAUCAGGGAAGAAAGGACUUGAAAUGCUCAAGUUGCCCUCAUCUGACGGCGUAGUGUCCUAUGACAAUGAGCAAACUGGAGCUGCUUCAGAUUUUCUGAACAUCAUGAGUCAUAGAUAAUCAUGCCCUCAAGUCAGUGCUCUGACUCCUUUUAAAGCUGUGGUCCCCAAGUGUUUAUGUUCAAACUCGUACCCCCCUGUCCUUGGUUGCUAAAGCAUACUGGUUGCGACCAGUACAAUUUUUGUUUGCAUACGUUUCAAAGGCAUACAAAUUAUCCAUUAACAAAAAACAAUGCUUUUCUGUCAUUUAAAUAACUGCAAUAAUCAUUUGAGGGUUUGAAUUCUGACAGAAAUAGUGUAAAGAUAAAAUGUCCACCUAACUGUAAAGGGAACAUCUGCUUUUAGCCACAUAUCAUAAUCUUCAAGAAAAAACAUUCAAAAUACUGAAUAGUCCAUCAAAACAUUUUGAAAUAUGUUCUAAAUAGCCAAUGUGAAAUAGUAACAAACAAAACAAACAAAGCCUCAAACUUAUUCAGAAAACUCCUGUCGCUGCGAGCUGAAACCAAUGAUUACUUUCCUAAUAAUUUAAUCUGUUAGAUUUUACUUGAUACAUUUAGUUUUCAGCGACAAAUGCACAUUAAAGCUUCCCAGAAUAUGAGGUAACCGUGAAAAACUUAAUAUCCUCCCAAUUCAUCAUGUAUUAGUGUUUUGUUGAUCAAUUAAUGUAUCUUUUAGUUGUGUCAGCUCUUUCAUCAAGUGAACCUUAAAACCUGCUUUUCAUAAAGAAACAGCAUGCUUGCAUUCACACUCGUAUUUUAAACUGUUACUUUUGGAAAGGAAAAGUGUUGAGAAAAUUAGUGUUUUGUUUUAUCCAGGUUGUACAACUUCUAAGAGUAAAUUAACCAUGAUAAACACUUGCCAAAUAAGCCAUACAGUUUGAACACUUAAGUCACUUGUAGGUGAAAUUGAAUUUCAAAUUGUGGAUAUAGCUACAUGAAGCAGUAAUAUGAAAGAGGAACGGUUGUCCAGCACUUAUUGUCCGAUUCAAACUUUGGACAUUGCCUGCACCUUAAGUUUAACUUAAGUGUGUCUGACAUUAGAAGAACUGUCACCAUAAUAAUGUGCAUGUAAUGCACACAGGAAGGAAAUAAUUCAGCACAAGUUAGUGUUUGGUGAAAACAAACAAACUCGAGUUGGGUGUGACGAUGGAAUACCAAUUGAUAAAGAAAAACACUGAGAAAGCCUGUUGACAGAGCCACAAAGAGUAUAUUUUUAACAGAGCUAUUCCGAUUAUAUUUUUACUGAAGUCUCAACUUUAAAUUGUUUUUAUACAGAAGGUGAAGGUAGUAUUCAUAUCAUUUUGUAUAUUGUUCUUUUGUAUCAUUGGCAUUCAAAUUGGUGGCAAUAGCCCUUUGUGUAACAUGUAAAUGCUAUAAAAUUACAUUACUUACAUUUAAGGAUCAAAAUCUAAUUUGUCUAUUUUUACGUCUGUUUUCACAAGAUUUAUGAAAAUAAUUUCUGUGCUUGUUUGAUUCAUAUUACUGAUACAUACUGUAAUGUGUUUAUUUUAUAUGUCAAUCGUAAAUAAACAAUGUGCCAUACUUUAAAUCA
This is a messenger RNA of Trematomus bernacchii (emerald rockcod), 3548 nucleotides long. RefSeq names its product sodium- and chloride-dependent GABA transporter 2-like. NCBI's taxonomy places the organism in Eukaryota, Metazoa, Chordata, Actinopteri, Perciformes, Nototheniidae. Gene Ontology annotation, cellular component: membrane. The transcript is spliced from 15 exons. Gene Ontology annotation, biological process: sodium ion transmembrane transport. The record is from RefSeq and is a predicted model, not a curated record. Bases 217 to 2058 code for a protein of 613 amino acids.